Messenger RNA from Elgaria multicarinata webbii, 1764 nucleotides. RefSeq names its product vomeronasal type-2 receptor 26-like. Lineage: Eukaryota; Metazoa; Chordata; Lepidosauria; Squamata; Anguidae. The transcript has 5 exons. The record is from RefSeq and is a predicted model, not a curated record. Gene Ontology annotation, biological process: G protein-coupled receptor signaling pathway. Gene Ontology annotation, cellular component: plasma membrane. Bases 1 to 1764 code for a protein of 587 amino acids. Gene Ontology annotation, molecular function: G protein-coupled receptor activity.
AUGGUAUUUGUGGCAUUGGUAUUCCUGUACUUGCCGCAGGUGGUGUGUAAGAUUCCUAAUCUUAAAUGCAACAUCAGUGACCCUCUUCCUAUUCUUCACAAGCAUUAUCAGUCAGGAGACUUCAUCAUUGGUGGCAUCAUGUCUCAGAUCUACAUAUUCUCUUCUCUGAUGACCUUUAAAGAACAUCCCUCCACUGACCUCUUUGAUGACAUUGUCGUCAUGACCCAGAUCUAUCAGCAUAAUCUGGCUUUGGUAUUUGCUGUGAGUGAGAUCAAUGAAAAUCCCCAGAUUUUACCCAAUGUCACCCUGGGCUUCCAUAUCUUCAAUAGCCAUUUCAGUCCAAGUUGGACCUAUCAUGCCUCACUGGAACUCUUCUCUACACAGGGCAGAUUUGUCCCUAACUUCAAGUGUGACAUCCUGAACAAUCCGGUAGCAGUAAUCGGAGGACCAGGAGCAGACAUUUUUUUCCACAUGGCAACCAUCCUGUCCACGUACAAGAUUCCACAGCUCAACUACAUUGUGAGAAGCAACUCAUUUAAUAACAGUGCUGGAGAGAAAAUGUAUUUUGACCACAAUGGAGAGUUAGAGGCUGGAUUUGAUAUUAUCAACUGGGUCACAUUCCCAAACCUUUCCUUUAUCAGAGUGAGAGUUGGAACGAUAUAUCCCAAAGCCCUUCUGGGUGAAGAGUUCACCAUUUGGGAGAAAGCCAUUGUCUGGCCCAGCAGGUUUAACCAGGCUCGGCCCAUUUCUCUGUGUAAUGAUAAUUGCCGGUCGGGUUACAGCAAGAUCAAGAAGGAAGGGAAGCCAUUUUGCUGCUACGAUUGUUUUCUGUGUCCAGAGGGGAAGAUUUCCACACAGAAAGACACGGAUAACUGUUUUCAGUGCCCGGAAGAUCAGUAUCCAAACAUGGGAAAAGAUUCAUGUAUUCCAAAAGAGAUCAUUUUCUUGUCUUAUGAAGAACCUUUGGGGAUUACACUGCUCAGUUGUGCUCUUUCCUUUUCUUUCAUCACAGUUUUGGUACUUGGCAUCUUCAUCAAGCACAAGGACACACCCAUAGUCAAAGCCAACAACCGGAACCUCACCUACACGCUCCUUCUCUCCCUCUUGCUCUCCUUCCUUUGCACUUUGCUGUUCAUUGGCCAACCUGAGACAAUGACUUGUCUCCUUCGACAAACCGCUUUUGUCAUCAUCUUCUCAGUGGCAGUUUCUUGCAUCUUGGCCAAAACCGUCAUUGUGGUUCUAGCUUUCAUGGCCACCAAACCUGGGUGCAGCAUGAGGAAACGGGUGGGGAAAAGACUGGCAUCCUCUAUCGUUCUUUCUUGCUUCUUUGCACAAGUCACUAUUUGUACUGUGUGGCUGACAAUCUCUCCCCCAUUCCCCAAUUUCAACACAGACUCUAUGUCUAAAGAAAUUGAUUGGGAAUGUAAUGAAGGCUCAGCCAUCAUGUUCUACUGUGUUUUGGGCUUGAUGGGCUUCCUGGCCUGUGUUAGCUUCGCUGUGGCUUUCCAAGCCAGGAAAUUGCCUGACAGUUUUAAUGAAGCCAAGUUCAUCACCUUCAGCAUGUUGGUCUUUUGCAGUGUGUGGCUCUCCUUUGUUCCCACCUACCUGAGCACAAGGGGGAAAUAUAUGGUAGCAGUGGAGACCUUCUCCAUCAUCGCUUCCAGUGCUGGCUUACUGAUUUUUAUCUUUUCUCCCAAAUGCUAUAUCAUUGUGUUGAGGCCUGAGUUGAACAACAAGGAGCAUCUAAGAAGAAGAAACAAUUGA